GGCCCAGACCCAGAUUUCUUCUAUAUAUACUCCUUUUGGAGCUUGUAAACCACAAUUCUAAUUCACAUUAUUACUUAUUCAUCUUCUUCCUCACAUUAUCUCAAAUCUCUCCAUUUUAUUAUAGUUUAGAUACCCCUAUAAUCCAUCAAUGGUGCUUUCAUUGAGAGAUUAGAGCAAAAUCAAGUGAGAAAUCCUCCCAAAAAAUAUCCAAAGAAUCAUCUCAUUCACAAAAAAAAUCCAGAACAAAAUGAUCUCGAAAAUGCAAAAAAAGGAGGAAGAAUUUGCAAUUUCAGAUCCGAGAAGUCCCAGAUCUGAUCGGAAACGGGCCGUCAGUCGCAGCUCCCCUCUAGUCUGGUGAGCCCUUGCAAGUUUCUGCCAUUAAAUGGCCACAAGAUAUUGCCAUUUUGCCAGUAGGGAGCCCUUGCUCCUUGCAGAGUGCCAGUCAAGAUAUCGUGGGCGAGAGUAAUUUCGCACAGAGCAGCGGUAGAUCUGACGACCGAACCUACACUUUCCGGCGACAUCCAUGGAAGGAUUGGAAGAGGACCGAUCAUAUCUCCAGGCGCCUAGCGGAAAGCCAUCGAUUGUGGUUCUCGACUAGCAAAAUGGUUGCCAAGCUGGCAAGCUCCUCUCCUGCAACGCCAUCUGCAGUAGCCAGCCGUCGCGGCUCUCUUCCUCUUCCCAAGAAAGCCAGGCAGGGAUGAUUUGGUCAAAGAGGAGUGAUUACCCCAUAAUCCAUUUCCGGCGGCAUGGAUUUCUACCAGCUGGAUGGACAAGGCUUGGAUUAAAAUUGAUGGGCCAAGACUACACGUAGUCCACGACUUCAACAUCACAGUCCAUUUAUUCAGCCCACUCAAAAGCUAAGUAGUUAAAAACUCUUUCCAUUUAUUGAUUUUCAGUAAUAAAUUUCAUAAAAAGAAGUACAAAAAAGUCAUAAAAUGAAAUAUUUUAAUAAUAUAGCAUCAAACUUCAAUCUUGAGGGGCGAGUCAUCCGUGAAAAGACUCGUAAAUAGCGUCCAGCGGAUCCCAGCUACGAACUUGAGUGACAAGUUGAGCUAUAUUAUUAAUUUACUAUCAUUAUUUAUUAUUAAAUAGUGUGUAUUUUUUGACAUUGAAAAAACGGACUUAUGAAAUUCCGAGCACUCACGUACACUGGAAGAGUGCUAAAAUCUUGCACCACCGGGUCAUGUCAAACGAGUGUGGAUAUUAAGCUCCCAAUCCAAAUGUUAUCUAAUACAUACUCUAGUUUCUAUGUUUUGAAUGAGUUAUGUGUGACCUCUAGCUAUCGGAAAUGAACUACAAUCCCUCAGCGGUAUGUUCAAUCCUUUAUGCGUGCCACGCUCCAACAAAGCAUAGAAACCUAGCUUGAUCUCCGGCUUGAAAACUUGAGGCCACUUAAUGUAGGUCCAAAUCCAAUAGCAAAUUAUAAGCUCAAGAAAUUAUAACAAUUUUAUUUGAAUGCAUAGGUGCAACUAUAUGAUGACAUCAUACCGGCCACUUAGCCGUCUCUCCUGGUCAUCUUUAUUUGAUGGCUUGGGCUUCUUACAGGCCCAUCGGCCACAUAUCGCUCCGUCAUCUUUAUUUGAUGACGUGAAGCCCAUUUACAGGCCCAUCAGCCACAUAUCGCUCCGUCAUCUUUAUUUGAUGACGUGAAGCUCAUUUUCGGGCCCAUCGGCCAUAUAUCGCUCCUUCCUCUUUAUUUGAUGACACGAAACUCAUUUUCGGGCCCAUCGGCCAUAUAUCACUCUGUCAUCUUUAUUUGGUGACGUGAAGCUCAUUUACGGGCUCAUCGGUCAUAUAUUGCCCCGUCAUCUUUAUUUGAUGACGUGAGGCUCUCAUAUAGGCCUCUCGGCUAAACAUCACCCCGUCAUCUUUAUUUGAUGAUGUGGAGCUCUCAUAUAGGCCUCUCGGUCAUACAUUGUCCCAUCAUCUUUAUUUGAUGACGUGGAACUCUCAUAGAGGCCUCUCGGCCGUACAUCACCCUGUCAUCUUUAUUUGAUGACGUGGAGCUCUCCUACAGGCCUCUCGGCCGUACAUCGCCCUGCCAUCUUUAUUUGAUGGCGUGGAGUUCGUAUAUAGGCCCAUCGGCCAUAUAUCGACCCGUCAUCUUUAUUUGAUGAUGUGGAUCUCAUACAGGCCCCAUGGUCAUACAUCUGUCAGUCAUCUUUAUUUGAUGACCUAGACAUCGCAUUAUGGGCGGUCACUCGACCUAUCUCUUAGUCAUCUUUAUUUGAUGACUAGAACUACUUAUCAUGCCGAGCUACUCACAUCUAGAGACUAGUCUCGGCCAUCCCCUCAGCAGAUGGACACCGUUGCAGCUCCACACCUAGGCCGAAGGGCUCACCCCUUUUGCUUCAUUUUGGGGGCAUCUGGUGUACUCGUUUUCCCUCAUUAGGAUUUUUCUCAUUGGGCUUUUACCUAAUGAGGUUUUUAACGAGGCAUCUCCCCAUUGUGGAUCAAAAGGCGUCGACCCUCAGCCCCCUAUUGAAGAUAUCACGCGACACGCACUACUCUACUCUUCUUCACCUCACUACAUUCACCUCAAGGAGUGGGGGACUGGAAGAGCGGGGGACUUAGCGCCUCCGUUAACCAAAGAAGCAGAAAUUCAAAUUUUUUCACGAAGUCUACUCACCAGAACACGACAAAUUAGCACACAGUUCUACUCCAUUUCGCCUCGAGUACUCUCGACUCAGGGAGUGGGGGACUCCUGAUAGAGUAUAUAGACUCGGACCCCCGGGUCUCACGACUAUUGGGCCCGGGCAGCGGCCCACGUACACUCAACUGAUAGCAUUUUCAUUAUUGUACAUUAUUAUUAUUCAGGUGUUCUAGAUUAGCCUUUUAUAUUAUCAGUCCAUUUAUGUAACCGGGUCUGUCAGGCCCAUAUUAGAGGCCCAGACCCGGAUUUCUUCUAUAUAUACUCCUUUUGGAGCUUGUAAACCACAAUUCUAAUUCACAUUAUUACUCAUUCAUCUUCUUCCUCACAUUAUCUCAAAUCUCUCCAUUUUAUUAUAGUUUGGAUACCCCUAUAAUCCAUCACUUUCUCUAUAUUAAUGUUGGGGAGUGUUGCUAAGAUUACAAUUAGUUAACAUCUUGAUAUUAAUUAUAGUAGGAUUCAUCUUCUUUAAUAAUAUUCUUCCUUGAAUAUUAAUUAAUUCAUAUUUCAUAUUAAUAUUUUGAGCAUUACUUAAAGGAUCAACUAGUUUUUGUUUCAUAUGUUAAUUAUUACUAGAAUCAAUCGAUUAAUACGCUUGUUAUUAAUUCGGUCGUUCAACGGUAGUAAACUUGGAUUAUUACUGCAUGCGUCUCAUGGUUAAUAAUCUAAGGGAAAUUAAUUAUAUUGAUUAAACAAACCAAUAAACCGCUUGUGUUGAGGUUAUCAAUCUCAAUCGUUUUCAUCUUAAGUUUAUUGCUACUAUCGGGUUAAUAUACGGCGCGUGUUCUAUAUUGAUUCGGUGGUAAGUUUUAUUAAUGAACGCGUCUUGUUAUUAAUAACUACCCUCGAUGAAUUGGAUAUACUCCUCAGUUGAGUAUUCGAAAGGAAGAUAGUUAAAGAUAUAACCGGGAUCGACGAACAUUUCAUUAAGUGGAUAAAAGCAAAACCAAGUACUUAUCUCUAUUAAUUAAACUUAUAUAAGUCGUUCAUCUUAGUGUUAAUUAAAUUAAAUCAAAUCAAAUCUAAAACCCCCUUGUUACUAGAAUUUAAUUAAAAAGAAAAGUGUGGACAUAUAAAAGUUAUUGGACCAAUGUUCAUUUCUGUUGGGCUGCUCGUGAUGGUUGUUGGGCCUUAUAAAAAUAUUAAUAUGGAUCCAUUCGGAUAAAAUUUAAUAAUUAAAUUAAUUCGGGUCUACAUACCCAAUUGAUUCAAUUAUAAAUUAAAUCUUUAAAAGAAUGGACCAAUCCUAUUAAUUUAUUUAUUUUGAGCCCAGUAUUAAAUAAUGGCCCAAUAAAUAAGAGACAUGAUCCAAUAUAUGAAGAGGAGGAUGAAUCUAGUCAAGAAAUCAGUCCAUAUGCAUGGAAAAUGGCUGCAAACCUUGUUAAAAAGGUUGUCGAGAUACAUCGGUCAAGUGAUGAUUUUUCUAGCUAUUGAAAUGCGAGCACAUAGAGCCCAAAACCCAUUUUAAUCAGGGCCAAGGAGUAUGGACGAAUUUCCAAAACCCUAAAACAUAUUUUCAUCCCCUCCACACCUAUAAAUAGGGGUCUCAGUUGAGAAGAAAGGGGAGAGAAUUUUGAGACGAAGAAACGUUGCAGGAAAGCUCUCAAGAACUCCCGAAAGGCUCUGAACGAUUCCGAAGAAGAUGAACAGAUCAAGCCACGAUUUUUAUUAAGAAUAUACGAAUAAUCCUUCGUGAUUUCGUCGAUUCUUAAUAAAAUAAAUCCAAAAGUUGAAGAACGUUCGAAGAUUUGAAGAACGAAGCUUGAAGAUUCGAAGAUCUGAAGAACAAGACUUUGAAGAUUCGAAGAUAUGAAGAACGAAUCUUUGAAGAUUUGAAGAUGCUCAUAUGAAGAUUGAAUUGAAAUUCAAUUGAAGAUCAAACCAUAUAUCUCGGGAGGCCCUUAAACAAAAGAUCAAGCCAUAAAACGGCCCUUUUGUUGAAGAUCAAGCCACUUGAAAACCGGAGGCCCUUCAAGUUGAAUUCUUAAUUCAAGAAGAUUUGAAGAUCCGACGAAUGAAGAUUUGAAGAUUCGAAGAUCUCAAGAACGAAGAUUUGAAGAUCUGAAGAACAUUCGAACGUUUGAAGGAUUAAAGAUUUAAUUUUGAAUUGAUUUCUUUAAUUAUAUUCAUGUCAAAUUGCAAGUUAAGAAUCAGAGGAUUCAUAUUUAGAGAUUGUACCCAAUAUUCUCACAUAUUAUUAUUUGCGAUCAAUUUUAAGUGAAUACUUAAAAUUUGUUUCACAAAUUUUUGGCACGCCCGGUGGGACAUCUCUACCUCUCAUCUCUUAACUUUGAUCAAAACGAAUCCAUGGCAUCAAGCAAGCCCAUGUUCACCUUGAAUUCUAGAGCGUUAUCAAGCUCGAAUCAAAACAUGCAAGACCCUAUCACUAGGAGCCAAUCAAAAAUCCUGGCUGCGCAGUCAUCUUCGGGAACUACUCCCGGUGCGAUGGAUGGAUAUCAAAUUGCGCAAGAAAUGGCCUGGAAGCUUUCUUCACCCAUACAAGAAGUUACUUCCCCGAGAUGGACAAGUAGUGGUGAGAACUCAUCAUAUGGAUCAGACUCUACUUCCCCAUCAAGUCCUCCACGAGGAACUACUCCACAAUGGUCAAAUGUCUACACUGUGAUGCCCACUAUGACGACGAGCACCAUAUAUUUGGAAGAACAAAUCGCCAAUCUAACUAAGGUCAUCGAGGGGAUGAGUACGUUCAUGCAAGCUCAAGAUCAAAAGUUGAAUGAUCUGAACAACAAAGUAGAAAGCUUGAAAGGUGAGUCAAGUCAUGCUCAUGAGAAGGAUCCUGAGGUGCAUGAAGACAAUGAUUUUCACCAAGAGAAUUCGAAGAAGAAUAUCUCAACCUCUAGGGGCAUGAUCCCGAUUGAUCAACUCAAAGAUCUCAUCAUGGGAACCAUAAAGGGGAACAUAGAAGGAAGUCAAUCUACUUACUCCUAUGUUAAGUCAUAUACUCAAAGGAUCGAGGAUCUGAAAAUGCCCAUUGGUUACCAGCCGCCGAAGUUCGUCCAGUUUGAUGGGAAAGGAAAUCCAAGAUAACAUGUUGCCCAUUUUGUGGAGACUUGCAACAAUGCGGGAACAAGUGUGGAUCACCUCGUCAAGCAGUUCGUGCGCUCCCUUAAAGCAAAUGCAUUUGACUGGUAUACUGACCUAGAACCCGGUUCCAUUGACAGCUGACAAGAUAUGGAACGUGAGUUCUUAAACCGUUUCUACAGCACAAGGAGGGUGGUGAGCUUGCUUGAGUUGACAACUACUCGCCAACAGAAAGAUGAGCCUGUGAUAGCUUACAUAGAGCGUUGGAGAGAUCUUGCUCUAAACUGCAAAGAUCGGAUCUCUACAAGUUCCGCUAUCGAUAUGUGCAUUCAAGGAAUGCAUUGGGAAUUGUGCUACAUUUUCAAAGAAGUCAAUCCAAACACUUUCGACGAGCUAGCAAGCAAAGCUCGUAACAUGGAGUUAAGCAUUGCAUGUAGUGGAAAUAAAGCCAUGGGUAUGUAUCCCAUAAACAAUGUUGUUGAAAAAUAAGAUACCAAGAAUGGGGGAAAACCCUUUUCUAAUAUUGAAAAUAAAGAAGCAAUGGUCGUGAAGGCUGCACCUGAUAAGAUCUUCACUCAAAAUUCAAAGAAAGUUUCUAGGGUUGAUUCGGAGGCGUCGAAACGCGUUAAACCAUUUCUAGAAUACAUGCUAGAAAAGAAAUGCCCCUUAUUAGACUCUGACGUUCCUCCCAUGUUUGAGGAACUCAUGAUAUUGAAGCUUAUUAAUUUACCCGAGUCCAAACGACCCGAGGAAGCUACAAAGAUAGAUGACCCCAAUUACUGCAAGUACCAUCGACUUUUAAGCCACUCCACUGAGAAGUGUUGGGUGCUUAAAGAUAAAAUUAUGGCCCUGGCUCGUCAAGGAAAGAUUGAGCUCGCCGAUUCUGCUGCAAGCACAAACCAAAUUGCCAUCACUUUUGGUAAGUUUUCUCCAUUUAUGGUUAAAGACAACUCGAAAGAAGAGAGUAAGAGCUCUCACAAUCGAAGACUUCCUUUUACUAUCAAAGUGAUGGGAAACUACUCUCGCGUGAGAGAUGAAGAAAAUAAUGGCGAAGAAGGUCCAUGGAUCUUAGUAGAUCGAGAUAAACAAAAUAAGAGGCAAAAAUUGAUCCUACCCCCAGUGAAGGGAGUAAAGAAAUGGAUCAAGAAAAGGGAGGUUUAUAAACUCAAGCUAAAGAAGGAAAGAAAGACUAGUGUUUGUUCCAAGGUUGAGCGAAGGUCAGUUACUCUAGACAAUUAUAUGCCAAAGGAUUUCAAGAACAAGGUGAAUCAAACUUCAAGUUCCUGCCUCGGCACUCGUGAAAAAGAAGUUGAGAGCUCAAGCAAAUGCUCAUCACCAACUUCAGCUAAGAAAGAAGAUGUAAAAACACAGAACUCUACCUCGUAUGCUACUGAUAUUGUCUUUAAAGACGAAGAUCUUAUGUUGGGUGCCACACCCCAUAAUCGCCCACUUUUUGUUGAGGGGUAUACUUGUGGACAAAGAUUCAAAAGAAUCAUGAUUGACCAAGGAUCCGUUGUUAACAUUUUGACAGUUCAGGCUAUGAAAGACCUUGGAAUAUCAAUUGAUGAACUCUCCCAAAGCCGCUUGAUGAUUCAAGGCUUCAAUCAAGAGGGGCAAAGGGCAAUUGGAAUGAUACGCCUUGGUUUGGUCAUCGGCAAGCUGAAGGCAAGCACUCUAUGUCAUGUCAUUGAUGCCAAAACUUCAUAUAAUCUUGUGUUAGGACGCCCAUGGAUCCAUGAAAAUGGUGUAAUUCCGUCAACUUUGCACCAAUGCUUCAUGUAUGAAGAAAACGGUGUUGUGAAGAAGGUGUUGGCUGAUGAGACUCCAUUCACAGAAGCUGAGUCCUAUUUUGCAGAUGCAAAGUUAUACUUCAAGGCUAAAGUCUCUAAAGAUGAGGAUGCUCGAAAAGAUGAUGUGUAUCACCCUUUGACUGGGCCUAAAUUGAAAGAAAAGCUUGUUGAAGGUGCGGAGAGGCUCACAUUCCCUCUUGCACAGAUUGAGAUAUCGAAACCUUCUCAAAAGGCUCCUAAAGAGGAAGCUGAAAAGAAAUGUGAGUCUGAGUUGCCUAACACACGUACGAAAGAAGGAUUUGACCCAAACACAUACAAGCUCCUUGCCAAAUCCGGUUAUAAUCAUAACGAACAAAAGUUAGGGAAGCUCAUUCCAGAAGCUGGUGGAGAAGGAACACCGAAGCAAAUCAACUUAAGAGGCCACAUUGGAUUGGGCUAUGUUCAACCUAAACCUAUAAAAAUCCUCAUAAAUAGAGCCGCAAUACAUCAUAUCAGUGCUGAUGAGGAAGAUGAAAUAACUUCUAAGCCAAAGUACUCCGUCUUUGACAGAAUGGCAUCGAAGCCAAAGUACGCCAUCUUUGACAGAAUGGCAUCGAAGCCAAAGAAGAUCGUGAAGAAGAAUUUACAAGAAUGGCUUGAAACGAGCCCGAUGAUGUUGAAACACGCUGAAGGGCUAUGCAUGGGACAAAACUUCAAAAGAAAGUCUGUUCAUGAAAGAUUGGGAUUGAAGCAUGAAAGCAAUAAAUUUGCUAAAGUUCCUCUCGAAAAGAAAAGUCUUAAUGAGUAUAAAAGCUUUAUCUCAUCUCAUAUGAAACGAGAAACCGAUGUGAAAGUAACAUAUGGAAGCGCAUUCAAAGUCAAGCCAGUGACCAUUGUGCACACUCAUGGUCAAUAUGAAGACCAAUAUGUGAACUCCUGCAUUAUCAACUUUGAGGAUACAGUACCCUUCAUGUCAGGGUAUGCAUAUGACCAAACAAAAUGUUAAAUGGCUUAAACCACCAAUGAUGUUGUAAGUGGCUAAACUGCUAAAACAUCUCACUUUGUCUAUGGGUGAGCAUAAUCAUUGAUACUCUUGGCCCACGAGAGUUUAAAAUGUGUACGGCAAGCUCUUGGCCCACGAGAGUUAAAAAUGUGUACGGCAAGCUCCUGGCCCGCGUGAGUUAAAACUAUGUACGGUCCCCUCCUUUAGAUUACCAAUUCAAAUGGUACAUAUGAACUACGUUUGACUUGAUCUCCUUCACAUGAGUACGUAGGCAGCUCAAAAGUUUCAUUUUUGAGUUCAGUUAUAACAAAAUAAACCCCAAUUAAGUUGUUUUGUCAAAGAGAAUUUCAGAAGAAGGCUUAUGAAAAAAAGAGACGGAUGAAUGACAAAGGCUUUUGGAGAUUCUUUGAUCUCCUCCUCAUCGGAAGUGGAUUGAGUUGAGCUUCGAACGACGUCUCCACAAUACCACCACCAUCUCAACAACGGAGCAGGUGGCGUCAACGGCAGUAGCAUCGAUGACACCUUUAAAGCUUUGAACAACAUCAUCAUCUUCUUCACGAAGACAAAGGGCAACACCGUCGUUUGAAAUCUGCAAGACCGCUACAAGCUCCUUCGGAACCGCUACUAGCUCCCGUCAGACCGCUACAGCUCCCAUCGGACCGCUACAAGCUUCUGCCUGACCGCUACAAGCUCCUGCCAGAUUGCUACAAGCUCCCGUUGGACCGCUCAUGAAAUUUCCCUCCACUGCAUCAGCAAAUCUCUAGCCAACAUCUGCACCGACAAAAUAGCCGUUCUUCAAAGCGACGAAGUGGCUAGCCUUCACACCGAUGAAGUAGUCGGUCUUCAAGCUGGCAAAAUAUCCAACCUUCAAAGCAACGAAGUGGUCAACCUUCACACCCACAAAAUAGCCGGUCUUCAUAAAUGGCGAAAUGGCCGCCCUUCAUAAAACGGCGAAAUGGUCAUCUUUCAUAAAAGGCGAAAUGGUCGAUCUUCAUAAACGGCAUCAGUAGGGCUUCUUAUUCACUGGGCAAGCAGCACCAACGACACCGGCAUCCGGCGAAAUAUGGCCCUCUCGAAAUAACGGGAACCCUUAAGCGUUCAAUAUCUCUAGUAAGUGAUAAAACUGGUGCAGCAAAGGGCUGGGGGCAGCAUGAUUUUUCCCUGCAAAAAAAAAACAAAGCAAAAAAAAAAUCUUAUAUAAAAUAAUAGAGGUUUUUACUGAAAAAGGCAAAGGAAAUAAUAAAAUUUCCAAGCAUCUAAAUCAGGCCCGCUGCUGCACCCCGGAAGAAAUCAAUUCCUCAUUGGCGAACAUAGGCCCUGACGAAGGAAACUCUACAGCAACCGAAUCAGCAUGACCUGGUCCCGUCUUCUUCGCACGCACGUAGAGAUUGGAAACCAGCGACAACGAACUAGGUCUCUCCUCUGGCCAGAAAUCAGACCCAAACUUCGUCCAUAUCUUCUCCUUCAACGAACAUAUAGAUGGGGAGGGAAAUUAGCAACAAUCUUCUUGAAAGCUUUAUCCGCUGCAUCAAUUCAAGGAAAUUCUGGCCGGCAGCAAUUCAAUCUGGAACUCAACCUCCGACGGCAACAACAACGGCCGAACCCUCCUGAGAUUAAAGACGGUAAAAUCUUCCUCAUCUUCUCACACAACCAUCAAUCGCACGCCUAGUCGAUCAACGGUUGUCCCCCAGCCUUCAUCUUCUCUCUCCGGCGAGCGGCACCAACAAUUCGCUAAGCUUCGUCUGCCUUCGGAAUUUUGAACUCCAUCUUCAACUUAAUUGGCAAAAACUGAAUAUUGACCAACAUGACAAUUGCCGGACAUGAUAUCAUCUGAAUUUCAGCCUUGAGAUAGCCCUGCAACAUAAAAUAAACCAAAUUAAAGGAGGUGUGAAGAGCGUAAAUAGAUUUACCAUUUUCCAUGGAAUUGUUCGGUGAUAUUUAUUGUAACACCGUCCCCAAAUGUAUUUAUCUUUAAGCGAAUAAUUUAUUGAACCCUAUGAGAUUUUUAGUGAAUUUACGAGGUUGUGAAUUUGUAUUAAUUUUUUCGCGUGAAUAGUAAAAUGCAUGUGGGGCCCACAUCGGGAGUGGGGACCGCCCGAUAUUAUCGGGACCACAUAUUAUAUUCAUCUGGGUCUAGAAAAUAUUUAUAGAUGGUGGAUACUUCAUUUGGGCCAUGGAAAGGCCCAAAGUUGACCGAUUGGUCAAUAGAGGCCCAAAUACCGGUAUCGAUAAAUUUAUCAGAUAAAAGCCCGAAAGUGGAUCUUGGAGACUUAUAAAUUAAUGUUGGGGAAUGCAUAUUCAUUCUAAAUGUUAUAAUGAUUUAGAACACGUAAUAUAUUUAUUUAACCCGAUAAAAUAAAAUAUAUCUAAAACAGUCCGGAAAAUACAACUUUCGGGGCAAAUUGUACACUUUGGGACAAAUUAGGAUGACCUCCCACAUGGGUGGGGGCCACCCCACGAAUUUGUCAACCCUUGGGGACUGGAUGAGUGCUAAGUUGGCUGAAUAACAAUUGAUAGGAUGGGGGAGACACCCUUUGACAUUUAGUAGACCCCAUCCCUUCACUCAUUUGUUUAAAUGAGACAAAAACCACCCCUCUCACCUCACCACCUCCACCCACUCGUAGCAACACCCAAGGAUAGCAAGGAGGAGCUCUGAAAUUCAUCAUUUUCACACCCAAAUUCGAGCUCAAGAUAGAGGAUCCAAAGUGAAGUGUUUGGAGAAGGAAAAAGGUGUAGGAAAGUGUGGAAAUUGAGGUAAUCACCUUGCCAUAGCUUUCCCUUUAUUCUUCUUCUACCAUGAGGAAUAUUUAUUAUAUGAAGAACCCUUGGGAUGGUUCUCCAUGUUCUAAGUAUGGAUUUAUGGGUUGGAAAGUGGUUCUAUGUCCAAGAACGGACUUAGAAGCCAAAUCGACCGGUUUGCCGGAAAAUAACCUUUUAUAGGUUAUUUGUGUUGAUAUGGGUUUUGUGAUGAUAAAACCUUGUUAGGAACUUGAUUUAAAGUAUUUUUGAGCUUCGCCGGAGUUUCGUCAGAGUUGGUCAAAGUUCGCCGAAGUUGGUCAAAGUUCGCCGGAGUUGGUCAAAGUUCGCCGAAAUUAGUCAAAGUUCAAUCGAGAAGCGUAGAACGCGCUUAAGCUUAAUUAAGGUGAGGAUGACCGACUAUGUUGCUUAUAAUCUUUGGGUUAAUCUCAUGGGAUCUCCUAAGUGAAUACAAAUGUGAUGUGCAUGGGUUGUUAAUGGUUAAUAAUGCCUAAAUAAAACUACUAUUGAUUAUAAGUAUAGUAUGCAUGAUAUACAAAUUUAUGAAUAAAUUGGGUAUGUUUAGAUGUUAUGAAUACGAGUGUAUGAUGGUUGUAUCAACCAUGAAUUUCAUUAGAGAUAGUAUACUUUGAUACCAUGAGGAGAAGCCAUGAAAGUAUAAAAGUGAUAUUUGAUAUUAAGGCCAAUCAUGCAUGAAGGAAGAAUUAUAUUGAAAUAAAUAAAUAACUAGCAUUGAAAUAUUAGUUGGAAAUGUUAGUUGAGAAAUGGAUGAAUUAGAUCCUAAGAAUUUGAAUUAUAAAGAAUCGGUGAUUAUGAGCCGGGCUCGAGACCGAUGUAGAUAACGGUGAUUAUGGGCUGGGCUCUAGACCGUAGUAGAUGACGGUGAUUAUGAGCUGGGCUCUAGACCGUGGUAGAUGACGGUGAUUAUGAGCGGGGCUCUAGACCGUAGUAGAUAACGGUGAUUAUGAGCUGGGCUCUAGACCGUAGUAAAUGAUGAUGAAUUGAUACUAAAUGAACGGAUUAACUAUAAUGUAGUAAUGCUCUAGAUUGAGGGCCUCAGAGAUUUAAACUUCGAUUAUACUUAGUAUAGUUGUCAUUGUACUUGUCAAAUGCUUCCAAGUACUGACCUCCCCUUCACGGGGGAGGCCACCUCACAGUUUCAGGUAGAACUUGAAGGUUGCUACUACCGGCCGCUGUUUCGGGAAGUUUCUGAGAAGAAGACUUGGUUCGUGCUUCUUCCGUUCUUGUUUUGAAAACAAUAUGAAUAAUGCUCAUGGAUAUUAUUUUCUAAAUAUACAUUUCGGGGGUUUGUAUACCCAUGUUUGCCAAGUGUGGCUUGAACACUUGUAAUGUUGUUUCCGCUGUUUUAAAGAAUAAUUCACAUUAUGUUUGUUUAUGGAUGUGCUACGUGUGAAUGAUAUUUCAGACGCCUUGUAUAGUAUGAAUGUGUUGAACUGCGGUUGACAAAUCGUACUGUACGGCGGAUUGUUGACGUGUCUGGUAGGUCCGGGGCGUGACAUUUGAUCAGUUCUUUAUGUCCUUUAACCUCUGCCGGGGGGCAUUCAAAUGCUGAGGGCUUCGCCAACCUUCAGCAGGUACCGGAGUUCAGGCUUUUUGACGACGUGCCCUCGUCCCACAAGGGGUGGAAGGAGAGAUUCUGCUAUAUUCGGCUCGAGGAGAACCCCUUCCCGGCCCAGCUCCGCAAUAGCUUCCGGCGCCACCCGAAGGUAGGGAGCGCAGCUCUGGAGAAGAAUGGCAAAGUGCUUGCCAAAAAGCCGGAGGGCUCUGACAAGCACGUCAAGAUUAGAGACGUCACCCUCCCCGAGGAAUUGCUUAGCCUGGGCUUCCGGCAGUUCAGGCCGAGGGGCUCUUCGGAUGAAAGAUACCCUCCCCUCGAUCGAGUCUUCGAAGGAGCUGGAGGUAAUAACAUGGACGUUGGUUCUCUCUUCGCUCUGAAGAAUACGAAAGGGAAGAAGAAGGCCCCGGUGGGCACUUCUGCCAGGGAAGGGCCCUCUCAACCUGCUGUUGCCGCUGCUGGCGCCGGAGGGUCCAGAGGUGCCGGGCCCGCGAAGAAGAAGAACGCCGGCAAGGGAACCGAGCCCCCGGCAAAGAAGCCGAAGACUGCCGCCCCUGCCAAACAGCCGGCCACCGAUGUGGUGGUGAUCGUGGAUGAAGGGCACGCCUCUGCCCCCACCCCCAGGAACACAUCAACCAGGAAUUCUUCGGGCGGGAGAAGCUGGAGGCGCUAGUGCCGAAGGGAGCCUCAGUAUUGGAGGGCAGCCUGAACCCUUCGGCACUGAUGAGCCAGAUGCUGCCGUCGGCUGACCGGUUGGCCCUUGCCAGGUUGGACGAGGGAUCCCUCGAGUCGAAGGUCCUUCUGAACGUUGCCUCCAGCUUUAUGGGUCUCUGCGAGCACCUCUGGAGGGUGGAGCAAAUGAGGGAGGCCAAAGGCGCAGCCGAGGGGGAGGCCGCCCUCCUCAGGAAGAAACUCGCCGAGGCUGAGGACUCUCUCCGCCUGGCUACCAACGGCCUGGAGCAGAGGGUGCAGGCUGCAAGGGCUGAAGGGGUGAAUGAGGGCCUGGUCAAGGCCGGGGAGGCUGCUGCCGAGGCCGCCCGUAUUGCUGCUGAUGAAGCCCGCGCAGCUCAAGAAGAGGCUGUCUCCAAAGCUCGAGAGGAUGCGGUGGCCAGCUUCACUGCCGAGGGAUGGAAGGCUGAAGAUCGGAGGGAGUGGCUUGCUUCGGUGGUGGGGGCUUCGGUGGACGAAUGGGUCGGAGGCCCCGGAAAGAUGUGGCUUGCUGAGAGGGGCGACUCGUACUACCAAGGCGGGGAGUUCUUCACCCAACGCCUUAUCUACCGGAAGCUUGCGAAGCACUUUCAGAUUGCACCGGAGGAAUUCCAUCCAGAGGCUUAUGGCCUCCCCCCUCGUCAGCCAGACGUCAGGAUCCCACUCCCCGAGGGGGAAGAGAGGCCAGUGCUCGAAGAUUCGGAGACCCUCCGGGAGUGCGGCCUCGGGGGUGAUGAGGAUGAAGGCGAGAGUGAGGCCAUUUCUACAGCUCCCCCUUCCUGAAAUGUAUUCCCCCUGUUUUGUAAUCAUACUCUGUUGUAAUUGUUGGUUUCGGCCCCUUUUGUAACGUACAUUUAAACUUCCCUCCCUUGGAUGAAUGAGUAC
Cuscuta europaea is the source of this 14387-nucleotide messenger RNA. The record is from the annotation of a GenBank genome assembly. NCBI's taxonomy places the organism in Eukaryota, Viridiplantae, Streptophyta, Magnoliopsida, Solanales, Convolvulaceae.